CGCUUCACUCCUCCCCCUCGCGUUGGCCGCCGGCGCCGCGCCGCGCCGCCGCCUCACCAGCCAAAGCCUCCGAUUUGGCGUCUGCCCCUUCCCCUGCUACUCACGAUGAUGGGGUCGACGGCGCUCGGAGGUGGCGCGGCUCCUCCGGCCCGCGCCGGGGUGUUGGCCCCCAAGGAGGGAAGUGGGCAUACUAAACGAGGGAUCGAUGUAUGUGGAUGUGGUAGGAUCUUGCAUGUGAAUGGAGUCUGUGGACUUAACUCGAAGGCAUGGAGUGGUUUCAUGCUCAAAACUACUCCAAAGGUUGGACUCCCUCAACUCCGUGUGAGGGCAUCUGUUGCUUCUUCACCACAGAAACAGUACUCUCCUAAGACAGCAGAAGUUAAAUCAGGGGAGGAGGUGCACAUUGCAGUUCUAGGGGCCAAUGGUUAUACUGGAGCUGAGAUUGUUCGGCUUCUGGCAAACCAUCCUCAGUUUCGUAUCAAAGUGAUGACUGCAGAUAGAAAAGCUGGUGAACAGUUUGGAUCUGUAUUUCCUCACUUGAUAACACAGGACCUCCCAAAUUUAGUUGCAAUAAAAGAUGCAGAUUUUUCAAAUGUUGAUGCGGUUUUUUGUUGCUUGCCACAUGGAACAACCCAGGAAAUUAUUAAAGGUUUACGGAAGCAACUGAAGAUUGUUGAUCUCUCUGCGGAUUUUCGAUUGCGUGAUAUCAACGAGUAUGCUGAGUGGUAUGGUCAUUCCCAUAGGGCACCAGAACUUCAGCAAGAGGCUGUGUAUGGUUUGACUGAAGUUCUUCAAGGUGAAAUAAGAAAUGCACGACUUGUUGCAAAUCCAGGAUGUUAUCCCACAUCUAUUCAGCUUCCUCUUGUUCCUCUGAUAAAGGCAAAACUGAUCAAACUGAGCAACAUUAUCAUUGAUGCAAAAUCUGGGGUUAGCGGAGCAGGACGCGGAGCGAAGGAAGCAAAUCUUUACACUGAGAUAGCUGAAGGCAUCCAUGCUUAUGGAAUAAAAGGCCACCGUCAUGUUCCUGAGAUUGAACAAGGACUUUCAGAGGUUGCUGAAUCUAAAGUCACUAUCAGUUUUACUCCAAAUCUGAUCUGUAUGAAACGUGGAAUGCAAUCUACUAUGUUUGUUGAAAUGGCACCUGGAGUAACUGUCAGUGAUUUGUACCAGCAUCUCAAAUCUACUUACGAGGGUGAAGAGUUUGUCAAGCUGCUACAUGGCAGCAGCGUUCCUCACACACGGCAUGUUGUGGGAUCAAAUUACUGCUUCAUGAAUGUCUUCGAGGACAGAAUUCCUGGAAGGGCCAUCAUCAUCUCUGCUAUAGAUAAUCUUGUGAAGGGGGCGUCAGGUCAGGCAGUGCAGAACCUCAAUCUGAUGAUGGGCCUGCCUGAGAACACAGGGCUGCAAUAUCAGCCCCUAUUUCCUUGAUCCUCUGCAUCGAGCCAUGUUGGGCGGCAAGGAGAUCGCCAUUGGAGAGUGAAAAACCGAAGCUUGCUCGGAUGCACUGCUCGGUUUGUGAUGGGCUUUUGCUGAGUACUGGGUGCAGCUGCACUAUGGCAACCAUGGACACCAUACAACCCCUACAUCUUCAGUUCUUCACUACACCAUGCAUGUAGCUAGCUGUCAGAACUCAUACAUGUGACAUAUUUACUCCUACUACUACCUUUUCUAGAAGGGUUUUACUACUUCUUAAAUAUGCUUGCAAUAACUGGUUUUAUGAGUAGUAUUUAAUUACAUUGACUGCCAGAGUUAAUUGGUCACUAGCUAGAUCAGAUGCACACAACUGCAGGGGUACGUACUUGCACGUAUACCGGUGAGACAACAGUCGUCUACGUAUCCUGUCAGAUUAAUCAUUCUAUGUGUCAACAUUAAUACAAGAAAAACUUGAUCGUCAUU
Oryza brachyantha (malo sina) is the source of this 1896-nucleotide messenger RNA. RefSeq names its product probable N-acetyl-gamma-glutamyl-phosphate reductase, chloroplastic. The record is from RefSeq and is a predicted model, not a curated record. Bases 106 to 1428 code for a protein of 440 amino acids. Gene Ontology annotation, biological process: L-arginine biosynthetic process. NCBI's taxonomy places the organism in Eukaryota, Viridiplantae, Streptophyta, Magnoliopsida, Poales, Poaceae. The transcript is spliced from 16 exons. Gene Ontology annotation, molecular function: NADP+ binding; N-acetyl-gamma-glutamyl-phosphate reductase (NADP+) activity; protein dimerization activity.